Molecule: messenger RNA, 6255 nt
Organism: Gambusia affinis (western mosquitofish)
Lineage: Eukaryota; Metazoa; Chordata; Actinopteri; Cyprinodontiformes; Poeciliidae
Gene: lgr4
Product: leucine-rich repeat containing G protein-coupled receptor 4
Exons: 18
Coding region: 621-3542 (973 amino acids)
Biological process (GO): G protein-coupled receptor signaling pathway
Cellular component (GO): membrane
Molecular function (GO): G protein-coupled receptor activity; protein binding
Source: RefSeq, a predicted model, not a curated record
GCUGCAGGUUGUCCGGUAGGGUGCCUGUCGAGCUACACAACACGCUGUUGAUGUCAGGAGAGGAGAAGGGGGGGGGGACAUGUGAGGAAUGGCUGAAAACUGACGGUGCUCUCCUGCAAGGAAACAAACCAGGACGCAAAAUAUCGUAUUGUGCGUUUCAAGCUUGUGUAGGGUCAGGCUUUUAGCAACGCAUUACCAUGUAUUGCGCAUAGUUAUUAUGUUUGCUAUUUAAUGGGACAGCGAAAACGCAAAAGAAACGCAAGGUAGGCUGCCGCUUCUGUCGCCAACGGAGCUACUUUAUGGACUAAUACGACAUAAACAGGGCUGGGAAAUGUUUCACAGUAAGGUAACGUGCUCGUCCUCGAUGACUGUGUGAGGCUUUUAAGCUAGCUAUGCGCUCAUGUUCACGUUUUUGGUCGGACUUGUGAGUAUGCGUUUGUUCUGGGGACGUUAAGAUUGGUUUUUAAAAAGCAACGGCUGGGCUUCAUCCCUUCUUCAUGCCUCAACCGACCCGACCACAUGAGAAGUCGACGUCCGGGGUAGAAUAAACCGCAAACAAAGGCCCCCUUCUUCUUCACCGCCACCACCUGAACCGACUGGGAAAGGGGAAAAACAAAAACAUGCGUGUGGAUUUGUUUUGGAUAUGUUUGUGGUGCUUCAUUCGUCCAAGCGCCUCCGGUCAAGGGCAGUCGACGGCCGUAUGUUCGCCCUCAUGCAGCUGCGAUGAAGAUGGGGGAGCAGACUGCUCGGGGAGAGGACUGACCACCGUCCCAACUGGGCUCAGCGCUUUCACCUACUACCUUGACCUGAGUAUGAACAACAUCACUGAACUUCCAGCAAAUGUAUUCAAAAAGUUCCCCUACCUAGAAGAACUACGACUUGCUGGGAAUGACCUGACAUUCAUCCACCCUGACGCCCUGUCUGGUCUGCAUCAGCUCAAAGUCCUGAUGCUGCAAAAUAAUCAACUUAAAUCUGUCCCCAAUGCAGCAUUGAAAAACCUUCACUCGCUCCAGUCUCUCCGCCUGGAUGCCAACCACAUUACAGCCGUUCCUGACGACAGCUUCGAAGGACUCCAACAGUUGCGCCACCUGUGGCUGGAUGACAAUCACCUGACAGAAGUCCCCGUCAGUUCCUUGAGACACCAGUCAAAUCUUCAAGCUCUGACUCUGGCCCUCAACCGGAUCUUGUAUAUACCAGACAACGCCUUCGGAAACCUCACUAGUCUAGUUGUGCUGCAUCUUCAUAACAACCGAAUUACAGAGAUAGGAGCCAACUGUUUCGUUGGACUGGUGAACCUGGAGACGCUAGAUCUUAAUUUUAACAACUUGAAGGAGUUUCCUAAAGCAAUAGAGGUCUUGCCCAAACUGAAAGAACUUGGGUUUCACAGCAAUGAUAUUGCUGCCAUUCCAGAAAGGGCCUUUCAUAACAACCCCAUGCUGCGAACCAUACACUUUUAUGACAACCCUCUGUCAUUUGUGGGAGCUUCAGCUUUCCAAAAUCUCUCAGACCUGCGCUCUCUAAUGUUGCGUGGUGCCAGCUUGAUGAAGGAAUUCCCCAUCCUCACAUGGACUAACAAUCUGGAUAGUCUUACCCUCUCAGGUACCAAGAUAUCAUCCAUACCUGCUGAUCUGUGUGAAGAUCUCAAAUUCCUUCAGACACUUGACCUGUCCUACAAUGAGGUGACGCAGUUACCGUCCUUCCAGGGCUGCAGCCGACUGCAGGAGAUAAGCUUCCAGCACAAUCACAUUCAACAAAUCGACAGAGAUACUUUUCAGGAUCUCUCAGCGCUCCGUUUGCUAGACCUGAGUAGAAACGAAAUUCGAGUUAUCCACAAAGAUGCUUUCCUCAGUCUCACUGGACUCACCAACUUAGAUCUGAGUAUGAACUCCCUGUCUGUGAUUCCGACAACUGGACUGAGCGCCGUCAUUCAGCUGAAACUUUCAGGAAACCCACAGAUGAAAAAUGUUCUUGCUGCAAAAAACCUGCCAAAACUCAGGUCCAUCUCUGUCCCUUAUGCCUACCAAUGCUGCGCGUUUGUUGGAUGCGACUCAGUGCCGAGGUCUUCUGAGCAAACGGACAUGAAGAAGUUGACAGGUAUAGAAGAUGCUGAGCAGGUCUCAAUGAUAAUGCAUUGUUCACCUUCACCAGGAGCCUUCAAGCCUUGUGAGCACCUCUUAGGGAACUGGAUGAUUCGUCUGACAGUGUGGUUCAUCUGCCUGGUGUCGCUGGUCUUCAACAGCCUAGUGCUGGUGACCACCUUCUCGCCCGCUCACCAAGCUGCUGGUUAUUCCCACUACCUGACACCGUCUUUGUCACCAGCCAGGCUGCUAAUGGGUUUGCUGGCCCUGGCCAACCUGCUCACUGGCCUGUAUGUCGGCAUUCUGACCGUGCUCGAUGCGGCAACAUGGGGAUCCUUCGCUGAGUUCGGCGCAUGGUGGGAGAUGGGUCCCGGCUGUCAGAUCACCGGAGCUCUUGCUGUGUUCUCUUCGGAGUGGUCGGUGCUGCUGCUGGCGCUGGCAGCUGUGGAGCGCAGCAUGGCGGUCCGGAUGAUCCUAGGAAAAGUGCUGAGGAACGGUAGCAGCCAUCGCAGGUGUUUUAGAGGUUACCAAUGUUUUUGCCUGGCUGCGGGGCUGCUGGGGUUGCUGGCGGCGGCCGGAGCUUGUCUGCCUCUUCUGACCGUCAGUAACCAGUCGUCUUCUCCUUUCUGCCUGCCGUUCGCUGGUGGGGAGAGUCCGGCUCUCAGUGUCACUGUCACUCUGGUCCUGCUCAACGCCCUGGCUUACCUCUUCACGGCUGCAGUUUACACCCAGCUCUACUGCCAGCUCGGCAGGGUGGAGCUGGCGGACCCAGAACAGACUGGGGCCCUCCGCCAUGUCGCCUGGCUCAUCUUCACCAACUGCAUCUUCUUCUGUCCCGUCGCAGCUUUUUCCUUCGCCCCUCUCCUGACCGGCUCUACAGCUGGUGGCCCGGAAAUUGCCAAGUCUGUCACCCUCAUUUUCUUCCCUCUCCCCUCAUGCCUGAACCCGGUGUUGUACGUGUUUUUCAGCCCAGCCUUCAGAGAGGACUGGUUAAGGCUGCGCGGUCACAUGGGUUUGACACAAGAGGUGAAGGCCGGCACUGAAAGCGGCUGCGACGAUGGCGGUCGAGGCUCUGAGCUCACAGAUGAGGGAUCCUUCUCCCACCUGGGCUUUGACUGUGGUGUGUACUCUCAGCUUUGUGGAGAGACUGUGUGCGAACAGUGCGAGGCAGUCCUGCGUGCCCGGACCUGCUCUUCCCCCUCAGCCUCCUCGGUCUGCAGACAUUUAGUGAAGUCUCACAGCUGUCCCACCCUUCUGGCUGGGGCCGCGAUAUGCCCGCGCUCCGAGGGGUUCUGGGCAGACAGCGGCACGCCCUCCGCUCAGUCCGAGUACGCUGACGAGGGGGACUCUUUUGUUUCAGACAGUUCAGACCAGGUUCAAGCCUGCGGCAGAGCCUGCUUCUGCCAAAGCAGAGGACUUCCUCUUGUACACUACUCAUACAACUUACCUCGAGUCAAAGACUAAGGAUGCCUCAGUGCUCCAGUGCGUCAGUGUGCACAGAUAUGUCUGUCAUGUGAAUUUAGAUUCUUCAAGAUUAUGUAAUUUUUAUAUAUAAAUAUGUCUGUCAGAUACAUAUAUAUGUCGGAACAGAAAAUGUGCCAACUACCUUUGCAACUCAUCAAGCACUUAUGUUUGUAAUUACUGUUAGCAAAGAUGCAACCAGUCAUUGAAAGGGAAUUUCCAGCUGAAAGAUCAUUUCUAGAUGAAAUAAAGUGAGUACUUCAUGUUACAAACUGCUCAACUAAAGAAAAUCUGCACCACCGGUGCCUGCCUGCCUCUUGUGAUCAACUGACAUGAUGAUGAUGAUGAUGAUGAUGAUGAUGAUGAUGAUGAUGAUGAUGAUGAUGAUGAUGAUGAUGAUGAUGAUGAUGAUGAUGAUGAUGAUGAUGAUGAUGAUAACGACGCAAGCUAAAGGGGGUCAAAGAUGUAAUGAUUUUUUUUGUGUGUGUGUGUGUGUUCUGUACUGAUAAGCUUUGUUAAUGUAUCAUGCAUCAAAUUUUAACAUGUUUCCACAACAAGUUUAUUUUUUUAAUUUGAUGAUUUUAUAUAUAAAUGUAGCAAAUGUAAUAAUCAUUGUUAGAUUUUUUUUUUUUGGGUUUUCUCGUGUGUGUGCAUGUGUGAAUGUUUAAGGUGAUCCGGGGUUCCGACACAUUUUCCAGGUCGAGAUGAGAUUGGAAAAACAAAAUAAGAAAAGUAAUUAUAUUUUCAGACUUCUUUCCCAUUUUCUAAAAAUUGUGUUUUUUCUUAUAUCCUUCCCUCUUUGUCUCCAUCUUUUCUUGGUUGUGUCAUUUCCUUCCCGAGAGACGCAUGUCCUUCAGUCUUUACUUUUUGUUCCCUAUCUAUACUCAUUUUCUUUUUUUCUUCCUCUUAUUGUCUUAUACCCCCUUCUUUUCUUCCUUAAUUGUCACCUUAUGACCGUCUCCUUUCCUCCUUUGUCUCUUUUUUUCCCUACAUUUCCCUUUUUUCUGUGAACUUCAAUAUUACAUAUAAAGGAAACCUAGAAAGUUGAGUCAUGAAACUCUUAAACGAUCAGUGUGUUGGAUCCCUGGUGACGUUCACCUUGUGAGGGUUGAAUGAUUUAGCAUCGAUAACUACUAGCCAAUGAGCACGUGAUUGUCACACACCGGCACAGGAAUGGUGGAGGUCGGUCUGUAAGAAAAAAAAAAACAAAAAAAAGUCUUUUGCUUUAACCUUGUCAUACUAAGAAUGUGAUAAAAGUAGCAGAUAUCACUGUUUGAACAACUGUGUGCGGUCGCUUUGACACGUGUUAUUUAUUGUUUAAGCAGACAGUCGUGUUUGAGUGGCCUCUGAAUGAUAAGUCUUUAUAAUCCAAGCAUUCACCAAAACAGCGCCUCUCUUUUAUUCCUUUCAUUAGGUCAAAUUAGGAAAAUCUCACCUUCUUUAAAACUUUGAACAUUUUCCCCUGGGUUUGUCAUUCUGUUUUUUUUAAGUAUUCCCAGACUAUGUAAUGAAAUGGUGUUGCUUUGACUAUAUUCUGUCUAUUUUGAGCCUCGUUAAAUUAUCCUUGCCAGCUAUGGUACAAUUCAGUUUAAUUAAGUCUCCAUCCAAGUUAAACUCACGAAUGAGUUUAACCUUCUGUGCUGGUUAACGACUGGCAACCAGCUGAGUCAGCAAGAAGGCAUGGGAAACUGCUCCAGUUUAAAACAGAAUGGACCUGCAUAUAUCCACAUUUUUUGUGGCUUGAAAUCUAUACAUUAUGGUAAGAAAUGGUAAAAUAUGGUAUGAGAUAACAUAUUUAUUCUAUCAAGUUCCAUUAUCUGUGAUUUCUUACUGUAUCCUUAAUUAGUUGUUUUUAACGUAUGUGACAAAAAGAGCAUUAUUGUACUACAAAGUGAAUAAAUGUAGAUGUCUUUUCACCCUGACCUGGUUGAGACUGGGCGUGACAGUCUGACGGAUGUUUAGUGUGCUCAAGCAUGACUGCACGCAUUGAGGUGGUUACACCCUCGGAGCAUGUAUCCACAAGCGCACGCCAUGUGAGUGCUCAGGAAUUCAGGCGAUGUAGGGAACUGCUGUCCUCCAGCACCGAGACGUUCUCACGUCUUCUUUAGGCUCCAGUCUGUGUUGAAUUUGAUUAUUAUAGACGCAUCUUACAUCAACAAGACGCAUCGAUUCUUGCAUCAACCAAAAUGUCUGGUUUGGUUUUGCCAUCUGAUCUCCUGUCUACUGAAAAUGUACGAAUCUUUCAGUGGUUUAUUUUUUUAUAUAUAUAUUUUUAAUGUAAAUUAUUUGAAAUGGAAACUCAAGAAUGGGAUGCUUGCUAAGGAAGCUACCUCCUCGGUUGUUGAGGCCGCCAGCAGUGCUUUGUAAAAGAGAGUCUGUUUUUAUUUUUCACUGUUUGCAUCCUCAGCUUUAUGAUGUUAACCUUGGCUGUACAUCAUUUUAGUAAUGUACAAGUUGUGGGAGGAAUCUAUGUACUGUAUACUGUGAUUUUGUUUUGUCUGUUUCUUAACCAAAUCCUAAAUAUGACUCUUUUUUUUGUUUUCUCAUAGAUACAAAAUUACAGAAUACAUAUUAGCUGAAAUAUUUUACAUUAUUUCUGUUCAGUUUGAGUCUUCCUUGUAGUUUUGUGUCAAAUCUCCCUGUUUUUUUUUCUUUUCAAAUAGGUAAAUGAAUACUUUAAAUUGUGAAUGAAUAAAAUUGAAAAAAAAACAAAACA